AUGUCUGACGGAGACGACCAACAGCUUGUCACCAAGCCCUUCAAGUUCGAGACUGGCACCGACGCUCGAUUCCCCAACCAGAACCAGACCAAGCACUGCUGGCAAAACUACGUCGACUACCACAAGUGCAUCAACGCCAAGGGCGAGGACUUUGCUCCCUGCAAGCAGUUCUGGCAGGGUUACCGAUCGCUCUGCCCUUCUGGCUGGUACCAGCGAUGGGAUGAGCAGCGCGAGGCCGGCAACUUCCCCGCGAAGCUCGAUUAA
Messenger RNA from [Torrubiella] hemipterigena, 264 nucleotides. NCBI's taxonomy places the organism in Eukaryota, Fungi, Ascomycota, Sordariomycetes, Hypocreales, Clavicipitaceae. The record is from the annotation of a GenBank genome assembly.